Cordyceps fumosorosea ARSEF 2679 is the source of this 1242-nucleotide messenger RNA. Its product is annotated as FAD-dependent pyridine nucleotide-disulfide oxidoreductase. The record is from RefSeq and is a predicted model, not a curated record. The transcript is spliced from 2 exons. Lineage: Eukaryota; Fungi; Ascomycota; Sordariomycetes; Hypocreales; Cordycipitaceae. Gene Ontology annotation, molecular function: oxidoreductase activity. Bases 1 to 1242 code for a protein of 413 amino acids.
AUGUGGUUCACUUCUGCACUCAUCGCUGCUCUACCGCUGCUCUCUCUUGCUGCCCCCGUGGCCAAGGAGAAUGGCGAUGCCCUCCCCCGCACCGACUACGACGCCAUCAUCAUCGGUGGCGGCCCCUCCGGCCUCGCCGCGCUGAGCGGCCUCGCCCGCGUCCGCCGCAAUGUUCUCCUCGUUGACUCGGGCGAGUAUCGCAACGCCGCCACCCGGCAUCUGCACGAUCUACCCGGAAAUGAUGGCCAGCAGGGCGCCUACUACCGCUUCGUCGCCCGCAAGUCCAUCGCCAACUAUGGCACCAUCACCAUGACCAACGGCACCAUCACCAAGAUCCAGCCCGAGCGCAACAACACCUACUUCACCGUCACCGGCACCUACACCGGCGACCACGAGAUCACCUACACGGCGCGCAAAGUCAUACUCGGCACCGGCAUCCGCGACGUCAUCCCCGGCACGCCCGGCCUACGGGAGAACUUUGGCAAGGGCAUCUACUGGUGCCCGUGGUGCGACGGCCACGAGCACGCCGACCAGGCGCUCGGCAUCGUCGGCCCCGUGACCGCCGCGCCGGGCACCCUGCGCGAAGUCACGACGCUCAACACCGACGUCGUCGCCUUCACCAACGGCACUGCCGCCAACCAGACCCUGCUCGACGCCACCGAGGCGGGCUUCCCGCGCUGGCGCGAGUACAUGGCCGCCAAGGGCGCGCCCGUCGACGACCGCGUCAUGACCUCGAUCGAGCGCCUGCGCGACGGCGCCGACCCCUCCGCCGACCCCAGCCUGCCCACCCACCCGGAGCACGACCUCUUCCGCGUCCACUUCGCCUCCGGCGAGCCCGUCCUCCGCAACGCCUUCAUCAUCAACGUCCCGACGGAGCAGGCGUCGUCGCUCCCGGCGGACAUUGGCGCCGAGGUGGUCAAGGGCAAGAUCGCGGUGGACGCGAACAAGGGCCUGGUGACGAGCGUGCCGGGCGUGUACGCGAUCGGUGACGCGAACAACGCGGGCGCGACGAAUAUACCCUUCGCACUGUUCAGCGGCAAGCGCACGGCGGUCUACCUGCACGUGCAGCUGGAGCGCGAGAACGCGGACGCGCUGCUGGCCAGCCUCGGGAAGAACGGGACGAGCCGCGGCAUUUCGAGCCGCAGCAUCCACGAGGAGGCCCGUGAUGUCUGGGACGAGAUGAACGGGAGCCCAGACGACGUCUUGUACGCCGGCGAGUUUGACCAAGAAAGAGUCGCAUAA